GCCAGGGGCAGGCGCCAGCAGCAGCCGCCGGAAGCCCUCGCGCGCACCACUCGCCCUAUGGCCAUAGGGAGCCGCUGAGAGCGACCACAGCACGCUGCCGCCCGCCCGCUGCACCGCACCUCGCCGCGCCUCUCCGCCGCCCCAGGCCCCGGCCCGCGCGCGCCCCCAGCCACCAUGAGCCACUCGCCGCUCAAGACCGCCCUGGCGUACGAAUGCUUCCAGAACCAGGACCACUCCACGCUGGCCCUGCCGUCGGACCAAAAGAUGAAGACAGGCACGUCGGGCAGGCAGCGCGUGCAGGAGCAGGUGAUGAUGACUUUCAAGCGGCAGAAGUCCAAGUCUUCCCAGUCGUCCACCCUGAGCCCCUCCAACCGAGGUUCCAUGUAUGAUGGCUUGGCUGACAAUUACAACAACUAUGGGACCACCAGCCGGAGCAGCUACUACUCCAAGUUCCAGGCAGGGAAUGGCUCAUGGGGAUAUCCGAUCUACAAUGGGACCCUCAAGCGGGAGCCUGACAGCAGGCGCUUCAGCUCCUACAGCCAGAUGGAGAACUGGAGCCGGCACUACCCCCGGGGCAGCUAUAACACCACCGGCGCAGGCAGCGACAUCUGCUUCAUGCAGAAAAUCAAAGCGAGCCGCAGUGAGCCGGACCUCUACUGCGACCCGCGGGGCACCCUGCGCAAGGGCACACUGGGCAGCAAGGGCCACAAGACCACCCAGAACCGCUAUAGCUUCUACAGCACCUGCAGUGGUCAGAAGGCAGUCAAGAAAUGCCCGGUGCGCCCACCCUCCUGUGCUUCCAAGCAGGACCCAGUGUGUGUCCCGCCCAUCUCCUGCAACAAGGACAUGUCCUUUGGCCACUCGAGGGCCAGCUCUAAGAUCUGCAGUGAGGACAUUGAGUGCAGUGGGCUGACCAUCCCCAAGGCUGUGCAGUAUCUGAGCUCUCAGGAUGAGAAGUACCAGGCCAUUGGGGCCUAUUACAUCCAGCACACCUGCUUCCAGGAUGAGUCUGCCAAGCAACAGGUCUAUCAGCUGGGAGGCAUCUGUAAGCUGGUGGACCUCCUCCGCAGCCCCAACCAGAACGUCCAGCAGGCCGCAGCAGGGGCCCUGCGCAACCUGGUGUUCAGGAGCACAACCAACAAGCUGGAGACCCGGAGGCAGAACGGGAUCCGUGAGGCCGUCAACCUCCUGAGGAGAACUGGGAGCACUGAGAUCCAGAAACAACUGACCGGGCUGCUCUGGAACCUGUCUUCCACUGACGAGCUGAAGGAGGAGCUCAUUGCCGACGCCCUGCCUGUCCUGGCCGACCGUGUCAUCAUCCCCUUCUCCGGCUGGUGCGAUGGCAACAGCAACAUGACCCGGGAAGCGGUGGACCCUGAGGUGUUCUUCAAUGCCACAGGCUGCCUGAGGAACCUGAGCUCAGCCGAUGCUGGCCGCCAGACCAUGCGUAACUACACGGGGCUCAUUGAUUCCCUCAUGGCCUACGUCCAGAACUGUGUGGCAGCCAGCCGCUGCGAUGACAAGUCCGUGGAGAACUGCAUGUGCAUCCUGCACAACCUCUCCUACCGCCUGGACGCUGAGGUGCCCACCCGCUACCGCCAGCUGGAGUAUAACGCCCGCAACGCCUACACGGAGAAGUCCUCGACAGGCUGCUUCAGCAACAAGAGCGACAAGAUGAUGAACAACAACUAUGACUGCCCCCUUCCCGAGGAAGAGGCCAACCCCAAGGGCAGCAGCUGGUUGUACCACUCAGAUGCCAUCCGCACCUACCUGAGCCUCAUGGGCAAGAGCAAGAAAGACGCCACCCUGGAGGCCUGCGCUGGCGCCCUGCAGAACCUGACCGCCAGCAAGGGGCUGAUGUCCAGCGGCAUGAGCCAGCUGAUUGGGCUGAAGGAAAGGGGCCUGCCGCAAAUCACCCGCCUCCUGCAGUCUGGCAACUCCGAUGUGGUGCGGUCUGGAGCCUCCCUCCUGAGCAACAUGUCCCGCCACCCUGUGCUGCACAGAGUGAUGGGGAAUCAAGUGUUCCCAGAGGUGACCAGGCUCCUCACCAGUCACACUGGCAACACCAGCAACUCUGAAGACAUCUUGUCCUCUGCCUGCUACACCGUGAGGAACCUGAUGGCCUCGCAGCCGCAGAUGGCCAAGCAGUAUUUCUCCAGCAGCAUGCUCAACAACGUCAUCAACCUGUGCCGCAGCAGUGCCUCCCCCAAGGCUGCAGAAGCUGCCCGACUCCUCCUGUCUGACAUGUGGUCCAGCAAGGAGCUACAGGGAAUCCUCAGACAGCAAGGUUUCGAUAGGAACAUGCUGGGAUCCUUGGCCGGGGCCAACAGCCUCAGGAACUUCACCUCCCGAUUCUAAGAGGUUGACCAAGCAAGUCCAGCUUGCAGAAAGAUAUGACCCAGCUAAGAAGACCUCAGGCCUUGCUGGAUGAGUUAUUCUGUCCAUACUGUGCAGUAUUUAGAAAAGUUCAAAUGCAACUGACAGCAAACCUGAAAACUGUGGAUGAUGGAAAUAUUUUUAGGUUCUUUUUUUUUUUCCUUGGGGGAACUG
This is a messenger RNA of Cynocephalus volans (Philippine flying lemur), 2550 nucleotides long. RefSeq names its product plakophilin 1 (gene PKP1). The transcript is spliced from 14 exons. Gene Ontology annotation, biological process: cell-cell adhesion; intermediate filament bundle assembly; cell-cell junction assembly. Gene Ontology annotation, cellular component: cytoplasm; adherens junction; nucleus. The coding region runs from base 175 to 2358 and encodes 727 amino acids. NCBI's taxonomy places the organism in Eukaryota, Metazoa, Chordata, Mammalia, Dermoptera, Cynocephalidae. The record is from RefSeq and is a predicted model, not a curated record. Gene Ontology annotation, molecular function: cadherin binding.